CUGUACUCCUCCGCCCUCCCGACGCCAACCCACAGCAACAUGAUACCGGAGACGAGCGGUCCAGACGAGGCAGCAAAUGAGGCGUUCCCAUCAGCCCAGCCUGUCUGUCUGUCUGUCUAACGGAGCUCCAAAGCGUCUCGAACCAGCGCCGUCGGCCGCCGAGGGGGAAGAUCUAUACCGGAGACAUACGUCUCCCGCUCCACCGCUUGCAAGCUCUUGAGUAGUAUUUUUUGGCGUGUCGCAAAGUAGCUGAGUGCGCUUUUUUAGCGUAACAAAUCGCUCACAAGAAGACUGACAAAUGAGCUCGGACGCAGUGAACUUACUUGUUAGCCAUUGGCUAACUAGCCUCCAUAGCAUUUAGCCGCCUAGCCAAGCUAAUUGGCUAAUGUGUAAUUACAUGGGAACGUCCUGUCUGAAGAGCAGACGCGGGUGGACGAAGUAAUUACGCGUGCACCCGAGAAUGGUCUAUGAGUGAGGUGAUUUAAAUGGAGAAUGCGUCGUUUUGAGCGACAUUAUCCCCGUCUUUAGCUAAGUUUUUGUCGCUCCAGACAGACGUUUAGAGGCUAGCAUGCUAGCUUGUAGACAUGGCUUGUUUUCGCCAAACAAGCUAACCGCUUAGCCUACCCGUAGGGUAUAUGCAGGGCUCAAACGCCUUCAGUUUUUUUGUUUACUCGUCGAAAACUACACAGAAGCAACUCUUAUUUUUUAUUUGUUGUUUCCGCGUGCAUCAAUAUGUGUACGCCCGAAAGAGCGAUUCGACUGAUUUGAGCUGACGUAACUAUAGAAGAAGACGUUUACGUGAUAACUGCUAAAAGAAGACAACCAAAACAAGUCCAAUCAAGUGUGGAUUAGCGCCAAGUGACAGACCAAAGUCGAUGUUUUCGAUCAUGGCUGCGAGCCGAGCCACAACGAUGCAGUCCCUGGCAAAAUUCGGCUUUUGCUUGGCUCUUCUCCUCACGCCAGUGGCCGCGGCACAGGGCGAGGAGCGAGAGUGUGCCUUCACGGACCAGCAGCAGCAGUGGGAGGUGGAGCGAGUGGCUGGGGGCGAAGGCCGGGUCUCCCCAGAAAACACCACCAUCCGAUGCGCCAAGGGCAGCCACUGCUUUGGCCUGUGGGAGAAAAGUCCACCUGGUGAAGUGCGACUCGUCAAACAAGGUUGCUGGACCCACAUUGGCGACAACCAAAGUUGUCGUGACGACCGCUGCGUGGUUAACAGCCUGCAUCCACAGAACGGGACGUACCACUUCUGCUGCUGCGGCAGUGACAUGUGCAAUGUCAACUUCACAGAGGAUUUCCUGUCACCCAGCCCCACCACUGCACAGCCCAUCUACCCUAACACACUGCGCUAUGGAGAGCCAAUCAUUUUUGCCGUGGCAACCGUCUCUGUGCUGGCCGUGGUCGCAGUAGCCGCUUUCUUUGGCUACCGCAUGAUGCACGGAGACAGUAAGCAAGGUCUUCACAAUCUCAACAUGAUGGAGGCUGCUGGCUCUGAAAGCUCUCUGGACCUGGAUAAUCUCAAACUGCUGGAGCUCAUUGGCCGGGGCCGAUACGGCGCUGUCUAUUGCGGCUCCCUGGAUGAGCGGCCAGUCGCUGUCAAAGUGUUUACAGCCACCAACCGCCAGAAUUUCCUCAAUGAGUGCUCCAUCUACCGGCUGCCACUGCUGGAGCAUGAUAACAUUGCCCGCUUUGUGGCUGCAGAUGAGCGGACAGGCCUGGAGGGGCGCACCGAGUACCUGCUGGUCAUGGAUUACUACCCACAUGGCUCCCUGAGCCGCUACCUGAGUGUCCAGACUAACGACUGGGUCAGCAGUUGCCGUCUCGCUCACUCUGUGACUCGCGGCCUGGCGUACCUGCACACUGAACUCUUCAAAGGAGACAUGUACAAGCCAGCGGUCUCCCACAGGGACCUGAACAGCCGGAAUAUUCUCGUCAAGGCCGACGGGAGCUGUGUAAUCAUCGAUUUUGGCUUGUCCAUGAAGCUGACGGGAAACAGGCCCGCACGGCAUGGCGAGGAAGAAAAUGCUGCUAUAAGUGAGGUGGGCACCAUCCGCUACAUGGCACCGGAGGUGCUGGAGGGAGCAGUCAACCUGCGGGACUGUGAGUCUGCAUUGAAGCAGGUGGACAUGUACGCCCUGGGCCUGGUCUACUGGGAGACCUUCAUGAGAUGCACCGACCUUUUUCCCGGCGAAUCUGUACCAGAGUACCAGAUGGCCUUCCAGGCGGAAGCUGGCAACCACCCAACAUUUGAGGACAUGCAGGUGCUGGUGUCGAGGGAGAAACAGCGGCCCAAAUUCCCAGAGGCAUGGAAAGAGAACAGCCUGGCGGUUCGCUCUCUAAAAGAGACGAUGGAGGACUGCUGGGACCAGGAUGCCGAGGCCCGUCUUACGGCCCAGUGUGCUGAAGAACGGCUGGCGGAGCUGCUCCUCAUUUGGGAUCGCUCCAAAUCCGUCAGCCCCACGCUCAACCCCAUGUCCACCACGCUGCACAAUGAGAGAAACCGGGUGACGCCCAAGUCUGGCCCGUAUGCCGACCUUUCCUCCACCUACAUUGAAGAGCAUGAGGGUGUGGCCAAAAACACACAGGCCGACACCACGGGCUCUGCAAGCGGCCGAGCGGCGGUCGGUGCUGGGGAGAGAAACAGGAACUCCAUCAACCAGGAACGCCAGCAGCAAGCAAACGCCCGGCUGCCGAGCCCAGAGGGUAGCAGCACCAGCGGAGCUGGCUUGGGCCUGAGAGGGAGCCCCUCCACCACAACCACCACUAUUAUUUCUGAGUCUGAGGAGACAACAGGGGGAGCCACAGUCCCGGUCUGCCUUCACCUAACUCAAGAAGAUCUGGAGACCACCAAGCUUGACCCGAAAGAGGUGGACAAGAACCUGAAGGAGAGCUCAGACGAGAACCUGAUGGAGCACUCGCAAAAGCAGUUCUGCUCUCCAGACCCGCUGAGCCCAGGCAGUUCCAGCUUGCUGUACCCACUGAUCAAGAUGGCCAACGAGGCAUCAGGCACGCCAGACCCUGCGGCUUCCAUGCCUGCCACCAUCUUCCCUCUGCCCAAGCAGCAGAAUCUGCCCAAAAGGCCAUCCAGUUUGUCCCUGCGCAACAAGCCCGCCAAGAAGGAGUCCUCGUCCUCUUCACUGAGAUUCAAGUUUGGACGCUCUGGGAAGUCCAACCUACGGCAGGUGGAGGGAUCAAAGAUAAACAGCGGCGCGGUACCAGGCCCAAACAUGGCUGCAGAAACUCACCGGGGCACAACCAUAAAUAACAUACCUGCUCUACGAGACGUGCAUGCCAACGGAAGUGUAAAUGGCACCAUUACCGGUCACACCAGCAGCGCCAUUCCUUCUGUGGCCACAAGUGGGGAUACAGGUUUUGGAGGAUCCAGUAUUAUUGCGAACGGAACUGGUGUGUUACAGUCUGACGACAGUCGCCUCAGCCUCGGCAUCAUCACAGCCAGCCCUGACGAACACGAGCCGCUUCUGAGCCGAGAGCAGCCGGAUCCGAGGGACGCUUCUUCAAGCAUGGCCGUGCUGCGCUCCGCCCGACCGAACACAAACAACAACAACAGUAACACAGGCUGUGGCGAGAGCGGCGGCGAGAGCGAGGGAGCGGACGAGGACUCGAGUGCGCAGGGAGAAAGCGGGGAAACCAGCGGGCCCACGGGAGAAAGCGUAGGGCCUGGUUCCACUGCGUCAGACUUCCCGGUCAACAUGCGAGAGGAAUCCCUGCUCAGGCAGCCCAGAGCUCGCCGACCUGAGAGACCAAACUCCCUGGACCUGUCCUUCACCACGCAGGACCUGGCCUCAUUAGGGGAGUGCUUGGGGCAGCCAGACAGUGGCGACAAGAUCAAGAAACGCGUCAAGACGCCAUAUUCCCUGAAGAAAUGGCGGCCGACCACGUGGGUAAUCUCCACAGACACCAGGGGGCUCGAGGUCAACAACAACGGGUCUGGUCGGAACCAAGGCCACAAUAGGCCCAAGUCCACUUCAGCCAUCUACCUGCGUGGCGGAGAUUUGGUCAGCGAGCGCGGCGACACGCACGUGUGAGCAUCCCACCCUCUGAAGACUGAACAAACGAACUGAGCAUUUUUUUGGGGUGGGGGGGUGUGGGUGGGUGCUCACCUCUGAAUCAGCAAGAGGAAGCUACGGGGACUGGUGUGGCCUGAGAGUCUGAUCAUGUACAGCAGUCAAGAUCUCGCUGCUGUGUGUCUUUUCGACGGCGCCAUCGCUUUAAACGGAAUCCAAGCUAUGCAGCAUUGUCGCCCGCGUCAUGUCCCAUCUCCACGUAUACAUUCGUUCCUCGCAAGCGUCCAAGCCUUUUCUUUCCGCAUGCACUUUGUGAGCCGAUGAGAUCGGCGUUUUGGUCCCGCCGUGACUGCGACGCCACGCAGUCUCUAAACAAGGCGAUGAAACACAAUCGAGCACUCUUGUUUGUUUUGGUUGGAGUGCGAGGCCCUGUCGAGAAGAAGAAAAACGGUCUUAAAAGACAGAACAAAUGACUUUUUAUUUGUAUUUCCUUGAUUUUUGUAUGCAACAUCUCUUGUCUUUGACUAUCCAUGUUUUGCAUCAUUUUAAUUGUGCAAUAGGAUGUAGAUUUUAGAUGCUUUUGCUCUUGUAGCAUCCAUUGUUUUUAACCUAUAUUUUAAAUAUGUCAUCUCCUUUGCACUUAUGAUUAGUCACAAUCGUUACGCUUCACGCUACAUUGCCACCCCUGAGGAGACAACAAAUGACAAUCCUUCUCUUUUUCCUAAGGAGGGCAUGAACAAUCACGCUCCUUGGACUGGAGGAGUCUUCUUGGGACUUUCCCACCCUCAUUUCACACAAUCACACCAUCAAUGGUGUCUUUUUUUGUUUUCAUGCUCAUGAUCUUAAGGCUCUCGUCCCAGUGUCAUCUGACUUGUGCGUGUAACUUUCUGGAUGUGACUGAAAUUCCAACCCAGAGACGACAUGUCCUGUUAGUGCUCUUUGGAACUGUGCUGGGAUACGAAACAAAAAAUAAUAAAGAAAGAAAACCAACCCCCUUCCAAAGCACGCUGAAUAUUAUUUCUGCUCCUCCUGGUCACAUUGCUUGAUAUUUCAAUGGGUUGGUUGUGUUUGUGUGUUUCUUAAUUUGCUUUGCUGGAGCCCAGUGCUGUACACUUCAACGCUUGUUCUCAUUGUGUAUUCUCUGUGCCACAUCAGGACCGAUUUUAAAAUAAAUCUCAUUUAUGUUUUUGUAUUCUGUAAUUUGUAUGCAAGAAAAAGAAGAAACAUUUAUUUGCAUAACUUUUAUGGGAUUCUGUGUUGCAGUCAAUGGACAUUGAUAGCCUUUGAUUCCAUUGCUUCACGUUUGCUCAAUAAAGUUUCUGUAAAAAUUUCCAAGUUAGUAUGGAAGAAAUAAAUCUCAAUAAA
This is a messenger RNA of Dunckerocampus dactyliophorus (ringed pipefish), 5387 nucleotides long. RefSeq names its product bone morphogenetic protein receptor type-2-like. Gene Ontology annotation, cellular component: signaling receptor complex; plasma membrane. Lineage: Eukaryota; Metazoa; Chordata; Actinopteri; Syngnathiformes; Syngnathidae. The record is from RefSeq and is a predicted model, not a curated record. Gene Ontology annotation, biological process: cellular response to growth factor stimulus; BMP signaling pathway; vasculature development. Gene Ontology annotation, molecular function: transforming growth factor beta receptor activity; ATP binding. The transcript is spliced from 13 exons. The coding region runs from base 876 to 4043 and encodes 1055 amino acids.